AUGUCUUUGAUUCCCAACACCACCGUAUACCAAUUCACGCCAACCCAGGAUUGGUUCUCACACAACAUACAGAGCUGGACCGAUCUGUUUCCCUUAAUACGCUCCGACAAGCCCCGUGUCCUCGAAGUUGGUUCUUGGGAGGGAAGAUCGGCAGUGUUUCUCCUCAAUAAUGUCUGCAAAAGUGGAGGAGAAAUCGUAUGCAUUGAUCACUUUGACCUUCUCCGAACCUCCGCUGGCCAGCAGCGAUACGCAAAAAUCAAACAUAACCUCGAGGUGACAGGAAAAAGACAUCGGAUCCUCCCCCAAUUCAGCAUUCCAGGUCUUAUGAGCCUCUUAUCGGAAGAGUUAGGAUCCAAAAACCCUGGUUUUGACUGGAUUUACAUAGAUGGAUCGCACCGAGCGGACGACACCAUGCUUGAUGGGGAGUUGGCGUGGCGCCUAGCGAGGAAAGACGCGAUUAUCAUCUUCGACGAUUAUCACUGGAACAAGGAACCUGAGGGGAGUAUUCAUCACCCUAAGAGGGGAAUUGAUGCAUUUUUGGCCCUUCACCAUGGAGAGUAUGAACGUCUGACAGAUGACGAGCAUUAUCAAGUUGUUGUCCGAAAAGUGGCCGAAAUGCGAUUGGGUUUCCUACUGGAAGGCAAUCAUCCAGUAGACGAAGUGAUGGAGUACGAAAUCAAUAUAGCGCUCGCCGUCAACUCUGGAUAUGCCAUAGGCGCUGCUGUAUCAAUUCUCAGUGUUGUUGAGAGGACCCCAGGACGGAUUACACUGUUCGUUAUUGAUUGCGGACUGGUUAGGACAGAUAAGGACAGGUUCCUGGACAUCAUUUCAGCUCAGGGGGAUAGAGUAACGUUGCAAUUUUUGGAGCUACCUGACGAUGGUCUUGCAAAGGCAAUGGGGCCGGUAUGGGCGAAGAUUGACAUGUUGGGCAUCCUUCCCGUCGAACGCGUGCUCUACCUAGACGCUGACAUCCUUGUGCGCGAAAGUGUCCGCGCCCUCUGGAAUACAGACCUGAAAGGAAAGACGAUAGCUGCCGCCCCUGACGUGGGGUAUCCUAUGGGUCACGAUAAAGACAAAAGACGGCCGUACUUUAAUGCGGGAGUCAUUCUCGUCGAUUUAUCGCGCGCACGACAAAAUUCUACUGCUUUGACACAACUUGCAAAGUCAAUGAAAAACGCUAAACACCUUGACCAGGAUGCUCUGAAUUUGCAUUUUCAAAACGACUGGCUUUCUUUGGAUCUGAAAUGGAAUGCCCAGGGAUUAGGGACCUAUGCGCAAUAUCCAUCGGAUGAUCGGAAUGCACUUGACCUUAAUCCAAUGAAAGAAGAUCCGCACAUUGUUCAUUUCACCGGACCUGUCCACCCCACGCUGAUUGAAAUUCUGAAUCCGUACGUACAACCUCCGACAGCAAAGCCCUGGGGAUAUGUGGGAUCGCCUGGUCAUCCAUUCGAGAGCGAGUGGUGGAUUUCUUUGGAGAAAACGUCCUGGAAAGUAGUUAGGACUUCAGCAGAUUGGGAAGCCAGGAAUGAAGACAUGAAGAACCGGGCUAUCGAGGCGGCGACUCGGGAUUUUUUGGAGGUGUUGGCAAGGACAAACAACAUGAAAAAAUAA
Molecule: messenger RNA, 1611 nt
Organism: Psilocybe cubensis
Lineage: Eukaryota; Fungi; Basidiomycota; Agaricomycetes; Agaricales; Agrocybaceae
Exons: 1
Coding region: 1-1611 (536 amino acids)
Molecular function (GO): glycosyltransferase activity
Source: RefSeq, a predicted model, not a curated record